Capsicum annuum is the source of this 309-nucleotide messenger RNA. NCBI's taxonomy places the organism in Eukaryota, Viridiplantae, Streptophyta, Magnoliopsida, Solanales, Solanaceae. The record is from the annotation of a RefSeq genome assembly.
AUGGAUGGUCUAGGUGAACAGAAUACAGCCUUGCAGAUGAAGCCACGGUCGAUGGUAGAAGAAGAAGUACCAGCCGGUGAAGUCGCAGCUCAAGCUCAACGGGAAAUCGAAAGGCUCCUACAAGAUAACCAAAAAGAAAGGGCCGUGCUAGCGGACCGGUAUAAGAAGAAAAUAGACUUCCUAGAGGAAGAAAUAGAAAGACUAACUGAUCGGGGCGCCAGCGAUCGACUAAUAGAAAAGAAAGAAAGAGAAAUUUUCGCACUAAUAGCUGACUAUAAUCGUAGAGUGGCACCACUCCUCAAACGAUGA